Molecule: messenger RNA, 591 nt
Organism: Haemonchus placei
Lineage: Eukaryota; Metazoa; Nematoda; Chromadorea; Rhabditida; Trichostrongylidae
Source: the annotation of a GenBank genome assembly
AUGUUGACCAAGGUCUCCUCACACCUGACCAACACGAACCAAAUCCUUGAAAAACUGCGGAAUUUGCGCCUCGGUUCAAGUUGCGUAAUAGUGUCAUUUGACGUCACCUCGCUCUACACCAACGUCCAAAAUGAACAAGCCCUACAAGCGCUAUCUGAAAUGUUGGAUGGGCUCGGUAGGAGCAUUGAGACUUUUGGACUCGGUAAAGCGCGUAUCAUGACUUUCAUCAACGAAUGUCUUGGUUGUAACAUCUUCAAGUGGUCAGCUUCUUACUAUCCUCAAAUUAGAGGUUUAGCCAUGGGUCAACGAUUAGCUCAUGUACUGGCGAUCUGCUUUAUGAGCAGAAUGGAAGAACCAAUAUUGGCACGCUCACCGUCGAUGUACUGUAGAUGUACAGAUGACUGCUGCAUUGUGACUUCAGUACAGUCCGUAAUGGAUGAGUGUUUCCGUAUAAUGAACGAGCAGUCACAGUACAUCAGGCUCACACGAGGAAUACUACAAGAUGGUCGGCUCUCCUAUCUCAACACUCAAAUCAAAGUGUUUAGCGGGUACACGUUAAGUGGUACCGAAAAAGAAGCUCGAACGUUUUGA